Messenger RNA from Salvia miltiorrhiza (redroot sage), 1161 nucleotides. RefSeq names its product acyl-CoA-binding protein. Gene Ontology annotation, biological process: fatty acid metabolic process. The transcript is spliced from 4 exons. The record is from RefSeq and is a predicted model, not a curated record. Lineage: Eukaryota; Viridiplantae; Streptophyta; Magnoliopsida; Lamiales; Lamiaceae. Gene Ontology annotation, molecular function: fatty-acyl-CoA binding. Bases 627 to 899 code for a protein of 90 amino acids.
CUUCUCCAUUUCGUCAUCGCCUCGACGGCGGCACCAUUGAUUUAGGGAUUUAGUUUUGAUUUGGUUUUGGAAUUCGCCAAUUGUACCACAAAGUUCGUUUUGGUUUUAGAGGGGCGACUGCCGUCUUCAUAGAAGAAGUUGAGUUUUGAUGGUUGCUAGUGACAGAGAGUUUGCAUAUUCGUGAUUUUUGGCAGAUUUGCUAAUUACGUAAUUAAGUUAAAGAAAAAGUCAUUUAAAAAUAUGUGCCACUUUAUUAAAGUAUAACAAUAAAAAUUUUGAAUCAUAAAAUUUCGUAUUCAAAUAUAAAAAAUUCGAAUUAAAUAGCGAACUCAACAUUUUGAUUCAUUUUCAUCAUAGAUGAAUGUAGUAUAUAAAAAUGAUUAUAAUCGGCUUCUAAACACAUCGAAUAACUCGAUUUAUUCGAGAAAUUAUUGAAUGUUUGGUAAAGAACGGUGGCGGUGCAACUACACCCCACCCAUAAUAUUAUCAUCAACGAAUAUGCUCAAUCCACGUUGCAUACAUCUACUGGCCCCACUUACUGUUACUGUUAGUAUCGAACUCUCCGUCGCUUCAAUCAUAUAAAAACUCUCACUUCUCCGCACCAAAAUUCAGAUCCGUAACGAAACAUGGGUUUGAAGGAGGAAUUUGAGGAGCAUGCUGAGAAAGCUAAGACCCUGCCCGAGAGCACUUCAAAUGAAAACAAGCUCAUUCUGUAUGGACUCUUCAAGCAAGCUACAGUUGGAAAUGUCAACACGAGUCGUCCUGGUAUGUUUAACAUGAGGGACAGGGCAAAGUGGGAUGCGUGGAAGGCCGUUGAAGGCAAAUCUCAGGAGCAGGCGAUGAAUGAUUACAUCACUAAGGUGAAGCAGUUGCUGGAAGAAGCUGCAGCUUCGAGUUGAUUACAAGCCGUCGUCUAUGAGUAGCUCGCGAUAUAAGUUUGAAAUAAGAUUAUGAAGUAAGUUAUUGACUGUCCUGGUUAUCUUCUACUAUGCUGGCGUAUUUAUGAUUGAAUUUGGUGGAGUUCAGUUAUUCAGACAGUGAUGUGUCAUUGUUAUUAUGAAAAUCCUAUGGUCAUUGUUAUUGAGACAAUCUUGUGAUUGAGAUGGUGCUUAUUCUUGAUAGCUUGUAGUAAUAUGGCACUGUUCUAUCUUUGUUUUCCAA